Messenger RNA from Leucoraja erinaceus (little skate), 3875 nucleotides. It is a transcript of the gene pik3ap1, whose product is annotated as phosphoinositide-3-kinase adaptor protein 1. The record is from RefSeq and is a predicted model, not a curated record. Gene Ontology annotation, molecular function: signaling receptor binding; phosphatidylinositol 3-kinase regulatory subunit binding. The transcript has 16 exons. The coding region runs from base 225 to 2588 and encodes 787 amino acids. Lineage: Eukaryota; Metazoa; Chordata; Chondrichthyes; Rajiformes; Rajidae. Gene Ontology annotation, cellular component: cytosol.
GGAAACCGGAGCACCUGGAGAAAACCCACGCAGUCACUGGGAGAACGUACAGACUCUGUACAGACAGCACCUGUGGUCAGGAUCGAACCCGGGUCUCUGGCAAUGUGAGGCGGCAACUCUCCCGCUGCGCCGUUGUGUCGCCCUUUUUGCCCGGUAAUUAAUAGCAAUGAAUUUCUCUUUCAGGUCAGGUGCCUGAUGUGGUGAUCUUCAACACAGAAGAUGCGAUGGAGUGGGUCAAUUACCUGGGCAACUUGCUGACCACGACACGUGGCCUUGACGUUCUACCCUACUCUAUCAGCGAGGACACCGCCUUCAGCAGCCAGGACUUGGCGUGGUUUAAGAGUUGUAAGUGCCUCCUGCUGGUGCUGUCGCCACAGUUGCUGGACUGGCUUGUCCAGGCUGGGAUGAGGUGCGGACUGCACAAGGCGCUGAGGCCUCCGCACAAGGUGGUGGUGCUGCUGUGCGGCGCGUACGAGACCCCCCAGCUACCGGCCUUGUUCGGGGACUGGUCAAUGUGGACACACACGUCGUGCGACGAGGAGCCAGAGGUGUUUGCCGCUGCUGUAGACGAGGCCAUCGCUGAGAGCAACAGCAGAGACUCUGGCUGCGAUACGGCGGAAACAGAAGGGGAGGCACACAACAGGGUGCGGGGCAACGUGGCCAGACCAGCGGACGCUCCACAUAGCACGUCCCCCACGGAACAUCGAGAGAACAUGUCGAAGGUUUUACCCGAGAGGAUCCAGUGUGGGGUCCCGCAGCAGGUUUUUGUUAUUCUAAAGGUCAAACUGGACAGCAAAGUAAGAAACGAAAUGGACUUUGUGUUGGAUACGACGGCAUCUGCACGGGUCCCCGCACUGUUUGUGAACGAGUACACCCUGUCUGCUGAUGCUCCAGAUAUGCCUCCUGGAUUGGUCACACUCACCGUCUACUCUGGAGACUUGAAAAUAUGUUCGGCGACUUUAACCUACCACACUGACAUGGAGGAAAUUGAGAACCUCUUGAACAAUGUUAUCAACCCCGUGGAAUUCAUGUGCCAGGCAUUCCACAUUAUACCGUACAACAGAGAAACACUGGACAAACUACUGACAGAGUCAUUGAGGGGCAACAUGCCCAUCAAUGGCCUUCAUAUAUUCGGAAUUAAUCAGCUGGAAGAGGAUGAUGUGUCUACAAUCCAGCGGGACAAGGAGCUGCCGACCCUGCUUCACUUUGCAGCAAAGUACGGGCUGAAGAACCUGACGGCGGUGCUGCUGCAGUGCCCCGGCGCUCUGCAAGCCUACAGUGUGGCCAACAAGGACGGAGACUACCCCAACAACCUGGCCGAGAAGAGCGGCUACAAAGAUCUCCGCCAGUUCAUCGACGAAUAUGUGGAAACAGCAGAUAUGCUGAAGACUCAUCUCAAAGAGGAGAUGUGCGACCACAUGAAGGGGACGGAGAACGACGACUUGUACGAGUCGAUGGCAACAGUGACCAAAGACAUCCUGAUGAAGUGCAGCUUGAAUCCCGGCUGCGAUGAGGACAUCUACGAGUCGAUGAUGGAGAUGCUGCCUCCCUCUGGCAUCAUGGAGGACACCUAUGUGUCCAUGACCAAAGCAUCUGAUGUGGCCCCUUCAUCUCCAUUCUCCCCUGAAUCCUUUGGCCCUAAAAAGGAUUCCAUACUGAGAAGCUUCUUUCAAGGGCAGAUGCAGUAUGAUGCUUCUUUUGCAGAGGCAGAAGAGGGUGCAUACGAUACGAUGAUAGAAGGCGGCCAGGCUCCAGAGAUCGUGAACCGACCUCCAGCUCCUAACCCAAGAAUGCCGCCCAUCGGCAACAUCGAUGACGUGGUGCCCUACAUUUCCAAAGUGUUUUGCGGUGAAGAGAGGCGAGCGGAGAAUCUUUACAUCACGCCAGUGUCGACCACGAUGUCUGGACGCUCCGGACCAGUCCUGCCGUCCCGCAAGAAGCAGUCUGUGGACAGAGCUGCGUCCAGUGACUACGACCCGUUUGCGGGCAUGAAGACCCCUGGGCAGCGGCAGCUCAUCACCCUGCAGGAGCAGGUCAAGCUGGGCAUGAUCAACGUGGACGAGGCCCUCCUGCAGUUCAAAGAUUGGCAGCUCAACCAGAAACGGCGAUCGGACUCCUUCCGCUUCCAGCAGGAAAACCUGAAGAAGCUUCGUGACAGCAUCACCCGCCGACAGUUGGUGAAGGGGCGAGACGGCAAGCAUCGAGUGAUGGAGAUCACCCUUCCUGCUCGUCCACAAGACCUUCCAGACAGCGCCGAGUGUGGCGUGUACGAGACCAACCCCAGGUUCCACCCGCCCUUACCGGCCCAGGAUGGGAUUCAGCGAGGACAGUGGAACACAGGCAGCACCUCCAGCACAGCAAGCAGCCUCAGCAGUCGCUCCAGCACUCGCAGUGUGCUCAGCUUAAGCAGUGGAGCAGAGGGAGACAAUGAGGACAACGAGCCAGCGAGCUUCGGGGCCUCCAAUGCCCGCCUGAGUCGACACCGGCCGCCCAGCUUACCUCCGCCCCGCGUGCCCACCACGUGGACAAGCCAGGAGUCCAGUCCAGCCAAGGGGGAAGUCAUCUCCUGCCCCGCCAGUGCCACCUAGAGGCUGGUAGUCGUAUCUCCCACAACUGGACCUCCCAGAGGAAGCACCAGGCAACACAACGUCACCACCCAGAUGGAGCAAGAAGCCAAGGAGUUUCACACCUCAGCAGCUUCUUGUGCUAAAUGCCUGCCGCUCUCUUGUUGACCCGGCCACGCAGGGCAGUCUCCAAGAGCGCCCGUGUUGUCUAUUGGUACGGAAGUGUGGAGAAAAACGACCAAGUGACUUAGUUAAAACCGCAAUGGUGGAGCUGCGAGCACUUACGUUCCAGCCAAAUGCAAAUGAGACCAAACUUGCCCGAUACUCAAAUCUUCUUCCAAUUCUCUUCGUGACCCUGUGAGGUGCCACGACACCCUGUUGUUGGAAUAUAACACACACAGACUCCAUUCAAGAAGACCCUGUAAACCAUUCCAAAAUGUAAAGAACAUGUGAUGAAAGAUUGGGAUGUUGAGGGCAGUGUGGAGCAGGGAGGGCAGUAGACCUUGCUAAGAGGCAGAGCAAGCAGGAGAGGCCAAGUAGCCUACCCCUAUUCCCCCUCCUAGUUUUAAGUUUGUAUAAUAUUUAGCUGAAUAAUUUAGCACGAUGCAAUCAUGAAGAUGCUGUUUCAUCGCAGAACUCGAGACGGUUCUGCAAACCUCUUAUUCCCACAGGACCAAGCAUAGCAGGGCAAUCCAAGAAGUCACUCAUCCAGCUGAGAGCUUGGGGGAGAAUUCAUCCUUAUCUCACCUCGCGCACUCCAUCCACCUCGCUCAGCGGGGAAGAAUGGUGUGCGCUGCAGCGAUCCACAUCCCCAGGGAUUGAGGGACAGCAAACGCAUGGAGAUCUUUAUCAGGUCACAGGUAGAUCAGGCAACAUCAGUACGGUGGGCAGGAUAGGACUUUAUUCCUUGGCAUGCAGGAGGAUGAGGGCUAAUCUUGUAGAGGUGUACAAAAACAUGUGGUGAAUAGAUUGUGUGAAUGCACAGUCUUUUACCCAGGGGACGGGAUUCAAGAACCAGAGGACAUAUCUUUAAGGUGAGCAGGAAACGAUUUAAUAGGAACCUGAGGGGCAACUUUUUCACUCAGAGAAUGGCCGGUAUCUGGAACGAGCUGUCACAGGAGGUAGUUGAGGCAGGUACUAUAACAAUUUAAUAAAGGACAUUUGGACAGGUACAUGGAUAGAAAAUGUUUAGAGGGAUAUGGGCCAAAAGCGGCAAUUGAGUUGGGGCAUCAUGCUUGGUAUGGAUGAAUUGGGCUGAAUGGCCUGUUUCCAUGCUGUAUGAUUCUGUGAUAAAGGUUCAGUAAGAAACAG